This is a messenger RNA of Williopsis jadinii, 610 nucleotides long. RefSeq names its product Pml1p (gene PML1). Gene Ontology annotation, cellular component: nucleus. Bases 16 to 585 code for a protein of 189 amino acids. The transcript has a single exon. Gene Ontology annotation, biological process: maintenance of RNA location; mRNA splicing, via spliceosome. Gene Ontology annotation, molecular function: protein binding; mRNA binding. NCBI's taxonomy places the organism in Eukaryota, Fungi, Ascomycota, Saccharomycetes, Phaffomycetales, Wickerhamomycetaceae. The record is from RefSeq and is a predicted model, not a curated record.
ACAGAUAUAACUUCAAUGAACUACAGUGGACAACAAACGAAGCUCAGGUAUGGCCGAGAGCACUAUGAGCUGCGUAACCAACAGCUCGAUAAAUCUACUAAUCAGGUGGUUGUCAAAGAGAAGCCAAAUUUCAAACCUACCGGUCUAUUGGCAAAAGAAUCAAACAAUAUUGGCGGAAUACAGCUGAAGUAUACAGAACCUCAGGAUGGAUGUGGACCUCCAAAGAACCAGGAAUACAUACUAUACAUCUUCCACCCCAACACAGACACAACCAACCGUUACAAUCUUAACACAAAACAUUUUCACCUUAUUGGAAGAGAUGAGAAGGUUGUAGACUUGAAGACUGAUGAUGAUACCUGUUCUAAGCAACAUGCUGUGAUUCAAUUUAGAGAGCGACCAGAGAAAGAUCCGAAUACUCUUAAAACAAUCAAAGUUGUAAAACCUUACAUUAUUGAUCUCGAGUCUAGCAACGGUACUUUUCUCAAUGGCGAAGAGAUACCAACAUCACGUUUUAUUGAGCUUAGACCAGAAGAUGUUGUAAAAUUUGGCGAUUCGGAAACCGAUUACGUUCUAAUGACUUUAUAAUGAUAGUUACAUAUAUUAACAAUGG